AUGACGGAAGGUGUCAGCGAUGAGUGGACGUCCGAGCCCAUUGCCAUUAUCGGCCUGAGCUGCAGGUUCGCAGGAGACGCCGACAGUGCCGACAAGUUGUGGAAAAUGCUGGCCGAGGGCCGGAAUGCCUGGUCCGAGAUCCCGUCAGUUCGCUUCCAUCCGAAGGGCGUCUACCACCCCGACCCGGAGAAGCUCAGCACGACACAUGUCAAGGGCGCCCACUUCCUAGCGGAAGAUGUAGGACUGUUUGACGCCGCCUUCUUCAACUACUCGGCCGAGACUGCAUCGGCGCUUGAUCCGCAAUUCCGCCUCCAGCUUGAGUCUACGUACGAGGCACUGGAAAAUGCUGGUCUUCCCAUGUCACAAGUGGCUGGCUCCAACACGUCCGUGUACGCGGGCAUCUUCACGCUCGAUUACCACGCGGGGCUGAUCCGCGACGAGGACGAGCUGCCGCGGCUCUUGCCGGUGGGCACCUUGUCGGCGAUGGCGUCCAACCGCAUAUCGCACUUCUUCGACCUCCGAGGCGCCAGCAUGACGGUGGACACGGGCUGCUCGACAUCGCUCGUGGGCCUGCACCAGGCCGUGCUGGGCCUGCGCGCGCGCGAGGCUGACAUGGCCAUUGUGACGGGGUGCAACCUGAUGCUGUCACCGGACCUGUUCAAGGUGUUCUCGUCCCUGGGGUUGCUGGGGCGCGAUGGCAAGUCGUACGCGUUCGACUCGCGCGCCAACGGCUACGGCCGGGGCGAGGGGGUGGCCACCAUCGUCAUAAAGCGGCUAUGUGAUGCGCGGGCUGCGCGCGAUCCGAUCCGCGCCGUCAUCCGCGAGACGCAGCUGAACCAGGACGGCAAGACCGAGACCAUCACGUCGCCGUCACAGGCCGCACAGGAAGCCCUCAUGCACGAGUGCUACCGCCGCGCCGGCCUCAGCCCGCGCGACACUCAAUACUUCGAGGCGCACGGCACGGGCACGCCCACCGGCGACCCCAUCGAGGCGCGCGCCAUCGCGGCCGUGUUUGGCGCGGUUGCGGACCGCACCAACAACGGGAACAAGAACGAGAACGGGAAGGAGAACGAGAAGCUGCGCAUCGGGUCGGUGAAGACCAACAUCGGGCACACGGAAGCGGCGUCGGGGCUGGCCGGGCUGAUCAAGGUGGUGCUGGCCAUGGAGAAGGGCCAGAUCCCGCCGAGCGUCAACUUCGACAAGCCCAACCCCAAGCUAGCGCUGGACGAGUGGGGCCUGAAGGUGGUGACCGAGCUCGAGCCGUGGCCGGCGACGGCGGACGGCGACUCGGCGCCGCGCCGUGCGUCGCUGAACAACUUUGGCUACGGCGGCACCAACAGCCACGUCAUCGUCGAGGAGGCUAGGCGGUACAACAGCCCGGCCCCGGUGAAUAGCAACAUCAACGACACGAGCCUCGGCGGCGUCCACGCGGUGGCCGACCGGGCCGACGUGCUGGUCUUUUCUGGGCGCGACGAACAAGCCUGCCGGCGCAUGGUGUCCGGCACGAAGGCGUACCUGCAGCGUCGCCAGCACGAGGACCCGGGCAUGGGUGCCCGGGGAGUCGUGACGCUUAUGAAGAGCCUGAGCUGGACGCUCAGCAAGCACCGCUCGCGCUUCCCCUGGGUCUCGGCGCACACCGUUCGGUACGCGGACGAUCUGGACCCGGUGAUCCAGGCGUUGGACGCACCGCAGUUCCAGCCCGUGCGCCUCCCCUCGCGCCCGCCGCGCAUCGGCAUGGUGUUCACCGGCCAGGGCGCCCAGUGGCACGCCAUGGGCCGUGAGCUCAUCCAUGCGUUCCCCAUUUUCCGAUCCACGCUCUUCGCGGCCGAGGGCUGUCUGCGCGGCUUUGGCGCGGAAUGGUCUCUGACGGAAGAGCUCAGCCGCGAUGCCGACACCACGCGCGUCCACGACACGGCGCUCAGCAUCCCCAUCUGCGUGGCGGUGCAGAUCGCCUUGGUGCGGCUGCUGCGCUUCUGGGGCAUCUGGCCGACGGCCGUCACGAGCCACUCGUCGGGCGAGAUCGCGGCGGCCUACGCAGCCGGGGCCUUGACCCUCCGCCAGGCCAUGGCAGCGGCCUACUACCGCGCUGCUAUGGCGGCGGACCCGACACUGAUGAACGCGUCCGGGAAUGGGGCCAGCAGGGGGGCCAAGGGGGCCAUGGUCGCCGUGGGGCUGGGAGCCGAGGCGGCGCAGGGCUACCUCGGCCGCAUCGCGAGGACCCACGGCCAGGCGGUGGUGGCGUGCAUCAACAGCCCCAGUAGCGUGACCAUUGCCGGCGACGAAGCGGCCGUGCGGGAGAUGGAGGAUUUGGCCGUCGCCGACGGCGUGUUCGCCCGUCGCCUGCGAGUCGACACGGGCUACCAUUCCCAUCACAUGCGGCCCAUCGCCGGGCCGUACCGGCAAGCCCUCCGUGCCGCGCUGCAGGACAGCAGCUGGGAGCACCCGGACGAGAAACUGCUGGCCUCGGUGGAGGUCCCCGAGAGCGUGCCCUGGGCGGAGCCGUACCGGCGGGCGCUGCGUGCUGCGCUCGAUGUGGAAGCGGAAACGUUGCGCAUCCAAACCCAGGGCGGCGUCGCCUUCUCGUCGCCCGUUACGGGCGGCCGCAUCACCCGGCUCGCGCAACUUGCCGAAUCGGAGCAUUGGGUGCGCAGCUUGCUCCAGCCGGUGCAGUUUGUCGAUGCCUUUACGGACAUGGUCCUGGGCGACAACGACACGGACGGGUCGGGCACGAGCGUCGACGUGGUCCUCGAAGUGGGACCCCACACGGCGCUCGGCGGGCCCAUCAAGGAGAUCCUCUCCGAGCGCGAGUUCGAGGAUCUUGACGUUGCCUACGUGGGCUGUCUGGUGCGCCACGAGGACGCGCGCGACACCAUGCGCGCGGCAGCCCUGCAUCUCCUGCGUAAAGGGUUGUCAGUCCAUCACGCCAACGUCAGCUUCCCCUGGGGCCACUGGCCCUUCGCCCAGCACGUGCUGACCGACCUGCCGCCGUAUCCGUGGAACCACAGCAUCAAGCACUGGUCCGAGGCGCGCGUCAACAGGGCCUACCGCCAGCGAGACCAGGCGCCGCACGAGCUUCUCGGCACGAUGGUACCGGGCACGCGGGGUUCCUCGGCCGCCGUCUGGCGGCAGGCGGUGCGCGUGUCGGACAAUGCCUGGCUCCGGGACCACGUCGUCCAGGGCAACGUCCUGUAUCCCGGAGCCGGCUUUGUGUGCCUGGCCAUCGAGGGCAUGAAGCAGCUGGUGGACUUGCGCGACCAUAUCGAUGACACGACUAAUACCACCAGUGGUAGCGCUACCAGUACCAAUCGUGCUAGCCAAGUGUCGGGCUACCGGCUGCGCGACGUGGAGAUACCCCAGGCGCUGGUGGUGCCCGACAGCGCCGAGGGCGUCGAGGUGCAGACGGUGAUCCGGGCCGUGGAUGACAAGGCGAUCGGCGCCCGCGGCUGGAAACAGUUCGAAGUCUGGUCCGUGACGGCGGACAGCCGGUGGACGCAGCACGCCAAGGGUCAAGUCACCGCUGAGUUCAACAUGGCCCCCCCGCCGUCGAGGACGACGGGCUUUCUGGACGGAUCGGGCUACACGCGACGUGUCGAUCCCCACGACAUGUUCGCCAACCUGCAGGCGAAGGAUCUGCAUCACGGGCCCAUGUUCCAGAACGUAACGAGCAUCGUGCAGGACGGCACGUCUGCAUCUACCGAGGCACGCUGCGUCACCACCAUCCGUGUCGCCGACGCCAACGCCAACGCCGACGCCAACGCCGACGCCGGCCACUGGCAUGUGCUGCAUCCCACUACGCUGGACUCGGUCCUCGUCUCGUCCUACGCAGCCCUGCUCGGCGCCGCGGGUGCCGACCACGGCAGCGCGAAGGUGCCGCGGUCCAUCCACAAGCUGUGGGUCUCGAGCCGCAUGAGCACGACCGUCGGCCGCGAGUUCACGUGCAACACCAGGCUGUCGCACUGGGACGCGCGAAGUUACGAGGCCGAUGUCUUGGUGCUCGACGGGACCGAACUUGUGCUCGAGCUGCAGGGUUUAGUGGGCCAGUCGCUGGGCGGCGCCGGCGCGGCGGGUACCGAGGACAAGCAGCGGCGGCAGCAGCAGCAGCCGUGGACGAGGGAGCUCUGUGCAGAGGUCGAGUGGGCGCCGGAUCUGGCCCUCUCGCUGGGGCUGCCCGGCGGACAGCCGGCCGUGAAGAAGACGCUCAGCCUGUCGGCCACGGACUCGGAGAUGAACGCCGCGGACCGGGACGUGCUGAUGGCCCUGCGGCGCGUGUGCGUCUACUUCUGCCACGACGCCCUGCAGAACCUCGGCGAGCAGGACAUUGCCCGUCUUGCGCCUCACCACGUCAAGUUCCACGCGUGGAUGCAGGCCACGCUAGACCUCGCCGCCUCGCGCCGCCUGGGCACCGACAGCGACAAGUGGACGGACGACGGGCCGGACGAACGCCAGCGGUAUACGGCCGUGGCGGCCAUGCAGAGCGUUGACGGCGAGCUGAUCUGCCGACUUGGCCCACAGCUGGCGCCCAUGCUGCGAGGCGAGCGCGCGCCGCUCGAGGUCAUGAUGGAGGGCCAGCUGCUGUACCGGUACUAUGCCAACGCCUUCCGGAUGGCCCCGGCCUUUGCCCGCUUCACCGCGCUACUGCGCGCCGUCGCACACAAGAACCCCCGCGCGCGAGUUCUGGAGAUUGGGGCCGGCACGGGGGCCGCCACGCGCCAUGCGCUCCGCUCGUGGAAAGGCAUGGCUAAUGAGGCAGUCAGCGAGCCGCCGUGCGAGACAUGGCACUUUACCGACAUCUCGUCAGGCUUCUUCGAGGCCGCGCGGGCCGAGUUCGCCGCCUGGGGCAGCGUUAUGGAGUUCGACCGUCUUGACAUCGAGCAGAGCCCCGAGGCGCAGGGGUUCAAGCUCGCGAGCUACGACAUUGUCGUCGCGUGCCAGGUGCUCCACGCGACCAAGAGCACGGCACGCACCAUGGACCAUGUGCGUAGGCUGAUGAAGCCAGGCGCGACGCUCCUCCUCAUGGAGACGACGCAGGACCAGGUGGAUCUGCAGUUCAUCUUUGGCCUCCUGCCAGGCUGGUGGCUGAGCGAGGAGCCCGAACGCCAGUCGAGUCCCACGCUGUCGGUGCCCCUGUGGGACAAGGUCCUCAAAGCUGCCGGCUUCAGCGGCGUCGACGUCGAGCUGCGCGACUACGAGACCGACGAUGAUAUGUACUGCAUCAGCAACAUGCUGUCGACGGCGGCGCCGGCGCCCUCGCGGCCCCCCCGGCUGAUCUCGGACAGCAUUGUUGUCGUCGUUAGCGAUACAGCGCCGCCUCCGGCCGAUUGGCUUCAGGCACUGCGGGCGUCUAUCGCCACAGUGGCCGACGGCGGCUCGCUCCCUCCUAUCCGGUCCCUCGAAGACGCCUCGGCCAUGGCCGAGGCGUAUAGCACCAAGGUCUGCGUCUUUGUGGGCGAAAUCGACCGGCCCGUGCUGCACACCCUCGACGCCGCCGGCCUGCGCGGCAUCAAGGCCAUGGCGACGGGGAGCCGGGGCCUGCUGUGGGUGACGCGCGGCGCCGCGGUCGAGUGCAGGAACCCGGAUCGGGCGCUGGCCACGGGCUUCCUGCGCGUGCUGCGCAGCGAGUACGUCGGCCGACGAUUCCCGACCCUCGAUCUCGACCCGCACGCACCCGUGUGGUCCAGCCCAGGGGCCAGCAUCGCCGCCAUUGUGCACAUGCUCCGGGCCUGCUUGGGCACGCCUGCCGAUGUCUACUCCCUCACGGCCGAGGCAGCCCCCGUGGACAGCGAGUUUGCGCUGCGCGACGGGCUGAUCCUGGUCCCGCGCGUGUACAAGGACACGGUGCGGAACAAGAUGCUCACGCCCGAGUCACCGGACUGGGCCGCUGCGCCCGAGUCCCUCCCCGAGUCGCCUCUUUUCCAAGCGGAACGUCUGCUGCGGCUGGAAGUGGGCAUCCCGGGGCUGCUCGACACAUUGGCAUUUGACGACGACGACGACGACAGGAAGAUCGACGCCGAGCUGAAGGGGGAUUUGGUGGAGAUUGCGCCGCGCGCGUACGGGCUCAAUUUCCGCGACGUCAUGGUCGCCAUGGGCCAACUGCGCGAGCGUGUCAUGGGCCUCGAGUGCGCCGGCGUAAUCACGCGCGUGGGCCGCGAGGCCCUCGCGCAGGGCUUCCACGUCGGUGACCCUGUCAUGGCAUUGCUGCUCGGUCCGUUUAGCAGCCGCGCCCGUGUCAGUUGGCACGGCGUCGUGCACAUGCCGGAAGGGCUCACGUUCGAAAACGCUGCGUCGCUGCCCAUGGUCUUCAGCACCGCCUAUGUCGGCCUUGUGGAUGUGGCGCGCCUCCGGCCCGGCCAGUCGGUGCUGAUCCACGCCGCUGCCGGAGGCGUUGGGCAAGCCGCUAUCAUGUUGGCCAAGGAUUACCUGGGCGCCGAGGUGUAUGCCACUGUGGGAUCCCAGGAGAAGCGCGACCUGCUCACGCGCGAGUACGGAAUCCCGCCGGAACGCAUCUUCAGCAGUCGCAACGCAUCCUUUGCACCGGCUGUCCUCGCCGCCACGGACGGACGCGGCGUCGAUGUUGUGCUCAACUCGUUGGCCGGCCCGCUUCUGCAGGCCGGCUUCGACGCGCUGGCACCUUUUGGCCAUUUUGUAGAGAUUGGCAAGCGAGACCUGGAGGGGAACAGCCUGCUCGAGAUGGCUACCUUCUCCCGAGUUGCGUCCUUCACGUCCGUGGACAUGAUGUCGCUGCUGCGCGAGCGCGGGCCGCAUGCACACCGCGUGCUCUCCGAGGUGGCACGUCUGGCGGGACAAAAGGCCAUUAGGCCCAUCCACCCGGUCACUGUCUUCCCCAUGCGGCAGGUCGCCAGGGCGUUCCGCCUCCUGCAGACAGGCAAGCACACGGGCAAGGUCGUUGUGUCGGUGGCGGUGGAUGAGUUGGUCCGGGUGCUACCGCGGGCACCGACACCCAAGCUGCGGCCAGACGCCUCCUACCUGCUUGUCGGCGGCGUGGGCGGCCUCGGCAAGGCCAUCGCCUACUGGAUGGUGGAGCGCGGCGCCCGAAACCUCAUCUUGCUGUCGCGCAGUGCCGGCAAGCAGAAUUCGGGCGCCUUCGCCUCCCAGCUGCGCGAAGCCGGCUGCCGGGUCGUGGCCAUUAGCUGCGAUGUCGCCGACAAGCAAGCCCUGGACCAAGUCCUCGACAUCUGCGAGCGUCACGAACAGCUCCCGCCGGUGCGAGGCGUCAUCCAAGGCGCCAUGGUGCUGCAGGACUCCAUCCUCGAGCAGAUGACGCUGGACGACUGGCACGCCGCCCUCCGGCCCAAGGUUGCCGGCAGCUGGAACCUGCACACGCGCUUCACGCAGCCCGGCUCGCUCGACUUCUUCGUCAUGCUCUCGUCGCUGUCAGGCAUCAUCGGCGAGGCCAGUCAGGCCAACUACGCCGCGGGUGGGUCCUACCAGGACGCGCUGGCCCGCUGGCGCCAGGCUGCCGGGUUGCCCGGCGUAUCCCUCGACCUCGGCACCGUCAAGGGCGCCGGCUACGUCGCCGAGUCCCGCGCUGUAUUCGAGCGCAUGCGCAAGGCCGCCCAGUCGCUGAUGCUGCCGGACGACGCCGUGCUGCGGGCCAUCGGCGCUGCCGUCCUCAACCCGCACAACCACCCCCAAAUCCUCCUCGGACUCAACUCCGGGCCCGGGCCCCAGUGGAAUCCCGCGAGCGAGUCGCAGAUCGGCCGCGACGCGCGCUUCAUGCCACUCAAGUACCGUCCGCCGCCGGCCGCCCACGGUGGCGGCGGCGGCCAGCAGCUCGGUGAUGGAGCCGACGCCAGCACCAAGCCGCUGUCGGCGCAGCUGCAGGAGGUCGGGUCGCGCGAAGAGGCCACACGCCUGGUGGGCGAGGCCAUCGCCACGAAGCUCGCCGACAUCUUCAUGGUGCCCCCCGACGACAUCGACCUGACCAAGCCGCCGGCGCUGUAUGGCGUGGAUUCGCUGGUGGCUGUGGAGUUGCGAAACAUGCUGAUGCUGCAGGCCGCCUCCGACAUCUCCAUCUUUAGUAUCCUGCAGAGCCCAUCUUUGGCGGCGCUGGCGAGCGAUGUGGUGGCCAAGAGUGCUCAUGUUGAGAUUGCUGUGUAAAUUUUCUAAAACCCUUUCGUGAUUGAAGAGUCUCUAUGGCUGCACCUGGGUUUUCUUUUUGCAGUUGAAAAAUGGAGAUGAAGUUGGUUGAUUUUCUCAGGUCUGGGAGGUUGGCCGAAGCCCUAGUUACACAGUAGCAUCACUCCGUAGGCAGUGAAGAAUGCUUCGCAA
Molecule: messenger RNA, 8289 nt
Organism: Chaetomium strumarium
Lineage: Eukaryota; Fungi; Ascomycota; Sordariomycetes; Sordariales; Chaetomiaceae
Exons: 4
Coding region: 1-8118 (2705 amino acids)
Biological process (GO): fatty acid biosynthetic process; secondary metabolite biosynthetic process
Molecular function (GO): phosphopantetheine binding; fatty acid synthase activity; oxidoreductase activity
Source: RefSeq, a predicted model, not a curated record